Messenger RNA from Sinocyclocheilus grahami, 2087 nucleotides. RefSeq lists its product as uncharacterized. Gene Ontology annotation, cellular component: external side of plasma membrane. Bases 185 to 1906 code for a protein of 573 amino acids. NCBI's taxonomy places the organism in Eukaryota, Metazoa, Chordata, Actinopteri, Cypriniformes, Cyprinidae. The transcript has 7 exons. Gene Ontology annotation, biological process: positive regulation of T cell proliferation; immune response; negative regulation of T cell proliferation. The record is from RefSeq and is a predicted model, not a curated record.
UUAACCACAACAUGACAUAUGCACGCACAGUCCACUUCAAGGUUUAAACUCAGUGAUUUGUUCUUUUCCCUGGUUCUUUUUUCUUCAUCCUCUGCUAAACUGUACCUGUUACAUGGCCAGACCAGUUCUGGCCGCUAUAUGUCCACUCAUGCACCAGCUGGUUAAACAUUCACUGGUUUAACUGAUGUCCACAAGGGUCUUUCUCUCCCCCUUUCUCACGCGCACAUGCACUUGCACAGAGACACAGAUCGUGGCAUCUCAGAAAAUUGACCAGAACGUGUGUCAUAUUCUGACUGUCAUGGAACUGCUGCGUCUGUGUGCUGCAUUUCUGCUUUUUCUCAGGACUUGGGUAUCUGGUAUCAUCAUUACUAAAGAUGCACAUGUAACAUGUCUGUUCUAUGAAGACUGCGUGCUGCCCUGCAGUUUCAAGCCCACGGGAGCCGUGGUCAUCCACUGGUACAAGCAGCAGAUUCCCGUCCACAGCUACUACUACAAUAAAGACCAGUACGGCCUCCAGAACAAGCAUUUCAGCGGCAGGACCAACUUGUUUAAUUCCCAGAUCGCACAGGGAAAUGCCUCUCUGGUGCUGAGGAAAGUGAAAGUCCAGGACCAAGGGAGAUACAAGUGCUACACCAGCACCAGGAAGGGAAACCAGGAAACCUUCGUUAACCUGGGGGUCAAAGCUCUGAUCCAGUUUGUGAAGAUUGAGAUGGUUGAGGAACGGGUGAUCUGUCUGUCCCAGAACAUCUAUCCGGCUCCUGAGGUCACGUGGGCCACUGAUCCCCCUACUGACUCCAGAAGCCUCCAGAACUUCACUCGUAAAACCUCGGACUCCAAGGGCCUGUUCACCAUCGAGAGCAGUGUCAGCAUGAUAGGAAACACCUCAGAUCAUACUUACUUCUGCUCUGUUGUGUCCGCGGAUGAAAUGCAGGUGUGGACCGCAUCGCUACAUCACCAAGAUGAGUUAUUCGGUGAGGAGGGCUCUGGACUCUUGGUUCCCUGCAUGGUGCCACAGCCUUGCCACAAUUUUACCCUCACCUGGACCUUCAUCAGAACGACAGAAUCCAUCGUUAUCUUCACUUACGAUAGCCGGACCCAUCGGAUCGCGAACCUGUGGGAAAGUAAAGCUGAACUUGACAUAGAUCAGGCUCAUUUAGGCAACGGUUCCCUUCAUCUGCUGAAUCCAGACAGCUUGGGACACAGUGGUGCCUACAUUUGCACAUUCUACGGCUUCCAGAUGAGACAUCAAGUCCAAACUCAUGUCAAUAUUACAGUUCGUGUGACUGAUGAUGAUGAGUAUGACUGCAGAAGGUCAUGGUGGGGAACUGCUGCAUCUGUCUUCAUAUUUCUGAUCACUGUCUCUGUAGCCCUGUCGCGAUGUUUUAGAUUGAGAGGUGUACACGGCCAUUCAGACAUCAACGAACGAAUCAGAUGUAGCAACAAAUCCGCAGAAAUCCCAGUAUUUGAGAGACAAGGACAAGAUGAACCCAGACGCAACGGUUUAGAAUCAGUAGAGACAGACAUUCACAGAGCGCCGUCCAACACAACAGUUUAUGAAUCAUCCAAACCACAUCCUGACGGCUUUAAGAACGACGUCCUGCCACACACACCGACAGAGAACAGCAUGAUAAAGACAUGCAUGAUUAUUACUGAUUCCUCUACACCUUACACACCAGAGGAAAGACAUGAAUCCAGGCCACAAACACCAACCGGUGCUAUCAUAACUCUGUUCACAUCUGAGAUUAAUACAGAGGCAUCUGAUGAUAAAGAUAAUGAGAGAAAUGAACUUGAAUCGGCGUCACACUCAGCAGAUGGAGCAGAGAUGGAAAUUACAGUGAUUAAGAGAUUCCAUAACAAAUAUGAAUCUUCCACACCUGAGCUCUCACAGAUUAAUGGCUUCAGGUGAUUGAGAUUCAUUUGAUAAAUUAAAAUGGUGCUGACUAGUUAAUAACUAGAUUUAAGAGCUCAUUCUUGAAGUAAAUGAUAUAUGUUAGAUUAAAUAAUAAUGUUAAACUAAUUUGAGAAAUAUGCAACUAUACACUUCACCUCUCAAGACUUCAAGCUCAGCUAAUAAAAUCAUUUGAAUG